UUGAUAGCUAAAUACUCUGCUUUGUUAGAACCUGUUGUCAACGCACUCCAAUCCAUAGCUUUGGAUGUGGUUAAGGCCUCGCAACACGUCAAACGCAUUUUGCAAUUGCUUAAGAGCCACCGUGAUAAUCCCGAAAGAGUCACAGAUGAAAUUAUAAAGGAUGCUACUGUUGUUGCGGAGAAAGUCGGCCUGGAGGAGGAUAUCACUUCAAUGCCGCGCAUUGUUGGGAAACAACGUCAUCGAAGCAAUCACCCAGCAGAAAGCCCUUCAGAAUUCUGGAAAAGAUCAUUAAUAAUACUAUACUUGGACUCCGUUAUUACAUCGCUUGAAACACGCUUUGCUGAAGAAAAUACUCCAUCAUUUGCUUUAUCUAAAUUACACCCCGCACAAAUGCAAACGAUGUCAGUCGAAAUCUCACAGAAACUUGUGAAACUAUCGCUCAGUUUUAUAAUUUACCAAACAUAA
This is a messenger RNA of Parnassius apollo (apollo), 465 nucleotides long. The record is from the annotation of a GenBank genome assembly. NCBI's taxonomy places the organism in Eukaryota, Metazoa, Arthropoda, Insecta, Lepidoptera, Papilionidae.